AUGCUGUGGGUUGGGCCACGCUCAUCCUUUUUCUUCGCGAAAAACUCCAUACAGAUACCCCAGAGACGCAGAGACGGCCGCCGCCCCCUCCACCCUCCCCUUACCGCUGUGCCGUCCCACGACCCCCAACCCCGGACGCAGAAAAGAGGAGGGCUGCUGACCAACAACCCCGGUUCGAAAUCUCACACCGAGACGGGAGUCCCCGGAACCGGUCAGCGCUAUGGAGGAAGGAUGUCAUUCCCGCCCGCUCUCCCUUCCCCCCCAUGUGACGGUGACAUGCCAUGUCGAGUUGUCGAUGAAGGCGUGAAACGGGCGCAAAGCGCCUCGCUAUCGACGCCGGGGACAAGGGGAAACGUGAUUUUGGGGUUUGACCGUUCGCAAUAG
This is a messenger RNA of Colletotrichum abscissum, 384 nucleotides long. RefSeq lists its product as uncharacterized. Bases 1 to 384 code for a protein of 127 amino acids. NCBI's taxonomy places the organism in Eukaryota, Fungi, Ascomycota, Sordariomycetes, Glomerellales, Glomerellaceae. The record is from RefSeq and is a predicted model, not a curated record. The transcript has a single exon.